AUGGCAGAGAGAGAGAAUGGAAAGUUUCCCAGUCAACCGAUACCUAACCCAAAAGGAAAAUUUGCUCUUAGCAACCCAUCUAACUCUACCUAUAAGCGUGAGCAGGUUCAAUCCAUUGUAACCCUUAGGUCAAGAAAACAGGUUGACAACCAAGUAAGUAUGCCAAUAGAGAAGAGUUUAGGGGAGUCAGAGAAAGAAGAAAGGCAGAGUAGUCCCACCAAAGAUCAGGAAUCUAGUUCUCCUCGACCUCCAAAAGAACCCCAACUUAGGAGUUUCAUCCUUAAAGCUCCAUAUCCUGAACGACUAGUAGCCCCUAAGAAAGAUGUAGACCAUGGAGAUAUUCUAGAGGUAUUUAAGCAAGUGAGAAUCAAUGUUCCAUUCCUAGAUGCUAUUCGACAAGUGCCUUCAUAUGCCAAAUUUCUAAAAGACCUAGUCUCCAUAAAAAGGAAGGCUAGCACCCCUAAGGAAGUAAUAUUGACCGAACAAGUUAGCUCCAUUAUCCAACACAAAGUACCUGUCAAGUAUAAGGAUCCGAGGUGUCCUACAAUUUUGUGCACAAUAGGUUUGGGGGAGUUAAAACCCACUUCAGUAAGGCUUCAAUUGGCUGAUGGAUCCCUUAAAAUUCUUAAAGGCGUUAUUGAGGAUAUGUUAAUAAAAGUUGACAAAUUCUAUUUUCCAGUGGACUUAAUAGUCUUAGACACUCAACCUGUCCAAAACUCAAGGGGGCACAUUCCUGUCAUAUUAGGCCGUCCUUUUUUGGCCACGUCUAAUGCUCAAAUUAACUGUAGGAAUGGUGUGAUGAAGAUGUCAUUUGGUAACAUGAUUGUCGACCUUAAUAGUUUUGAUAUUGACAAACGGUCACCAUGUGAGGAUGAGGUGAAUGCAGUUUACAUGAUAGAUAGUCAUGAUAAAGAACACCUUACUCAAUCAAGCUAUGAGGAUCCUUUUGAAGCUUGUUUAUCUCACUUUAAUGACAAUAAUGAAGACUCUAUGAUUGAAUCUGUCAACAUUUUUUUAGAGUCUUUCAUAGAUAUUAGUAGGCGGAACUCGUGCUUUGUAGAGCCACCAUCUAAAGAAACUACCCCAAUUUUGUGGGAUGAACAAGAGUCCAAUUUUGAGAUAAAACCAUUGCCACCCGAUCCUAGUGUUGAAAUUGUGGGACCAACAGAAAUUAUGUCAACCGUCGUUACCCCAAAUAAUGAUCAAAUUGAAGAGGAAAAGAUAGUUGACGAGAAUGACCAAUGCAGUAAAGAAUUUGAGUGUGAUGUUGUCAUCAGAGCAGAACCCGUACUUUCUAGUUAUAGAAUUUUGUUAGAGGCACUUUUCUGCAAGCAAACAUUUCCCUGGUGUCACAUAGUUCAGUCUUAUCGCGCUUAUCAGGUGUAUCCUAUCCUUUCUCACUUUUAUGUUACAGUCUAUUUUGUAAGCUUUUGCAUUCAUGACAUUGAGGACACUGUCACAUUUAGGUUUGGGGGAGGGUUCACCUAUUAUUUAUGCAAUGAUGAGAGGCACCUACCUGGUUCGUAUCACCUAUGUUUGGAUAGCGAUUGA
This is a messenger RNA of Rhododendron vialii, 1551 nucleotides long. RefSeq lists its product as uncharacterized. Lineage: Eukaryota; Viridiplantae; Streptophyta; Magnoliopsida; Ericales; Ericaceae. The record is from RefSeq and is a predicted model, not a curated record. Bases 1 to 1551 code for a protein of 516 amino acids. The transcript is spliced from 4 exons.